This is a messenger RNA of Podarcis muralis (Common wall lizard), 3910 nucleotides long. It is a transcript of the gene NRG2, whose product is annotated as neuregulin 2. Gene Ontology annotation, molecular function: signaling receptor binding. NCBI's taxonomy places the organism in Eukaryota, Metazoa, Chordata, Lepidosauria, Squamata, Lacertidae. The record is from RefSeq and is a predicted model, not a curated record. Gene Ontology annotation, biological process: intracellular signal transduction; nervous system development; animal organ development.
UCGGCAUGCGGCGGGCUGCGACGGCGGCGCCCGGCUUGUGCGUGCUGCUCUUCGGCGUGUCGCUGGCCUGCUACUCGCCCAGCCUGCGCUCGGUGCAGGACCAGGCGUACUCGGCGGCCGUGGUGCUGGAGGGCAAGGUGCAGGCGCUGCCCGCCUCCGCCGCCGCCCCGACGGGCAACGGGAGCCGGGCCGAGGAGGGCGCCGACGGCCCCCCGCCGCCGCCGCCGGGCAUCCUGGUGAAGGUGCUGGACCUCUGGCCCCUCAACAGCGGCGGCCUGCAGCGGGAGCAGCUCAUCCGCGUGGGCUCCGCGCCCGCGCCCUGCUCCAAAGUCAAGCGCAACCACCGCUACAUCUUCUUCCUGGAGCCCACCGAGCAGCCGCUCGUCUUCAAGACCUCCUUCGCCCCGCUCGACACCAGCGGCAAGAACCUCAAGAAGGACGUGGGCCGCAUCCUGUGCGCCGACUGCGCUGUCCGUCCAAAGCUCAAGAAAUUGAAGAGCUUGAAUGUGGAAGUGGGAGCAAAAGUUUCUAUGAAAUGCGAGGCAAGUGCUGGAAAUCCCCAGCCAUCCUACAAAUGGUUCAAAGAUGGCAGAGAACUGAAGAAAAGCAAAGAUAUCCGCAUAAAAUAUGGGAAUGGAAAAAAAAAUUCCAGAUUGCAAUUCAAUAAAGUGAAAGUAGAAGAUGCAGGUGAAUACACUUGUGAAGCCGAGAAUGUGCUGGGCAGAGACACCGUCCGGGGCAGUCUGAAUGUGAAAAGUGUCACUACAACUCUCUCCUCUGGGCCUGGACACACUAGACAAUGCAAUGAAACAGUCAAGUCCUAUUGCGUCAACGGUGGCGUGUGCUACUACAUUGAAGGCAUAAAUCAGCUGUCCUGCAGGUGUCCGAACGAAUUCACAGGGGACCAGUGUCAGAACUUCGCAAUGGCCAGCUUCUCCAAGCACCUUGGAUUAGAAUUAAAGGAAGCUGAGGAGCUGUAUCAGAAGAGAGUUCUAACCAUAACUGGGAUUUGUGUUGCAUUGCUUAUUGUGGGAAUAGUGUGUGUGGUAGCCUACUGUAAAACCAAAAAACAGAGAAAUCAAAUGCAUAACCAUUUGCGGCAAAAUAUGUGUCCAGCCCAUCAGAACAGAAACCUUGCAAAUGGCCCUAGUCACCCCCGGCUGGACCCUGAGGAAAUUCAGAUGGCUGAUUAUAUGUCGAAAAAUGUUCCUGCUACUGAGCAUGUCAUACGAAGGGAAACGGAGACCACUUUUUCAGGGAGCCAUUCCUGCUCACCAUCCCACCCGUGCUCCACAGGGACUCCGAAUUCAAGGCAAAGACAUGGAAGCCACACUUGGAGCUUGGAGCAGACAGAAAGCCUGACUUCGGACUGUCAGUCUGGGAUUAUGCUGUCUUCGGUGGGGACCAGCAAUUGCAACAGCCCUGCCUGCGUGGAGGCUCGCGCUCGGAGGGAGGCUGCCUAUGCCAGUGAGGAGCAGAGGAGGCCCAUGAUGCAAUACAGAGACUCCGUGGAUUCCCUUCGAGACUCGCCACAUAGUGAGAGGUACGUAUCUGCCUUGACCACCCCAGCACGCCUGUCGCCGGUUGACUUCCAUUGCUCCGUAUCAGCCCACAUGCCCACCUUUGAGAUCACUUCUCCUAAUUCAGCUCAUGCAGUCUCUCUGCCUCCUGCAGCAUCCAUUAGCUUCCAGGUGGAGGAACAGCAGCCAUUGCUCCGAAGGUACCAGAUCCCUUCCCAAGAUAUGCAAAGGUAUGAGAGUUACUACCAAAGAAGGAGCUACCUGAACGAGAGCACGGGGAGCUUGCCCUCCAGUCCCUUCCGCAUCACGGAGGACGACGAAUAUGAGACGACACACGAGUACAUCUCUGUGCUAGAUCAGCCAAAGAGAGCGGGCAGCAACAACAGGCGGUGGAGAAAAUCGAAACUGAAUGGGCACCUGUCACACAGGGGCAAAAUGCUGAGAGACUCCUUUUCAGUGAGCAGCGCCUCGUACAGUGAAUCUGAUGAGGAGCUGGUGGCCGAGAGCACGCCUUUCCUAAGUAUGAGAAACAUGGAGGCAAUGGACCCCGAUUCACCCCCUCUCUAUCGCCUGGCCGAUAGCAGGACUUACUAUUCCUUCGACAGAUGCAACACGCAGGGAGGGAACCAAGUGACACAUAACAGCAGAUCCCGCCAAGAUUCAGCACCACCUUAGAGGCCACACCGACUCUCCCUCAUGCCCACUCCCAUGAACACACCAGGACUGAGGAAGCGGGGAGGAAUAACAGAAAAGACAAAUUUUUAUUUUAUAUAUAAAAAAGAAAAAAAUAUGAAAUGUUUUAUUUUCAUUUUAGCAAUGAUGUCUUAUAAUAGCUAAUGGCAAAGACCUUUUUAUAAGGAAUCUCUAUUUAUACGUAACAUCUUGAUUUACAGCUUCUGAGAAAAGAAGAAAUCAACAAAAAAAAAUUAAAGAGAUGGGCCAAUUUUUGACUACUUACAAAUCAUUUAAAAAAAACAAAAUUCGUGGUGCCUUUUGCUGUACGCUAAUGCCAGAGUCCACAAUGAAAAUUACGUUUAAGCAUUCUUGAGAUCAUAAGCUUUAUGUUUAGGACAACUUGUUAUGGAAUAUUUUAAUAAGCACUUUUCCAUUUGAACACAAACACCCUUUUAAAUUGCUUGAUAUCUGGAUGUUGGUAAUCUAGUGCUUUUAAAGUGUUGCGCACACAUACACUUUCUCUUUUGUGCUCUCUCUCUCUCUCUCUCUCUCUCUCUCUCUCUCACACACACACACACACACACAUACAUACACACCAUAUGUGUCAAUGUUUCCAUAAGUCCCUUUCCCUUUCAGGGAAAAUAAUAUGUACUGGUAAUUACGUUUUUUAAUACAAGACAAGUAGGAAGUUAAUAAAGCACACAGUAGCAACAGCCCUUACAAUAUAUCACUUAGUUUAAACAGAUCCACGAGCAAGGGGAAACCAGAUAAUCAAACAAAUUAAAUACUUCAAAGCAGUGUGGUUAAAUAGGACUACUUCAAGAAAUGCUGAUUCUGAGAUCUGCUUCAGCCCUGCUACUGAGCACAAGCGCUAGCUCUUCAUCGGUGACUCUGAGCAUCUGCUGUCUGUUCUUCAGAGCCAAAAAGGUGUAGCCCAGAUUCUGAUGCUAGCUUGGUCAUAAAACAAAACGAGGAAGGUUCAGGGGCUGUUGAUGACGUGUGCGCACCUAUUUUAAAAGCCCAAAGUGAGCUAAGAAUUUCCUGAAGUACAUCACCCGAACACUAGCUGUCUCCUCCUCCUCCUUGUCCCAAGUAGCGUCACCAGCAUGCUGGCUCUUGCCGCUACCUCCCCCCCCCCCGAAAGAAACACAAUAAAUGCCACUAUCAGUGUGCCCUGUUUUGUAAAGACAGUUGUUAUUGUAACGUUCUAGCGUUUCAUAAUGACUUUCUUAAAAAUAUCUAUCUACAUAUUUUAGCAAGCCGCACGGCAUCCCAUCGGGUCACUAGCAGCUCUGAGACAACUUCUUUGUACAGCUGGCAAGAAAACUCCCAUGACAGAGAGAGAUCCCUUCUUUCCUUUCCAUUCCUCGUGGGGCCCUCCAGUUUACAUCCUAGCCUGCCUCUUUUCUUUUUCUCUUUUGACUUCUGCAUGUCCUUUGCAUUUCAGAUACUGUAGAUUGGAUGCAUGGAGAAGCUGUGACUGAGAAGAUUAAAAUACAAUUGCCAGUGUAUUUCUUUUAACUUUUAGCAAUAAAGUACUUUAAACCCUUUGUUCCUCAUCCACAACAGGGUCCAAUAGAAACGCUGCUAAUUUGUCAUAAAGAUGAUUGUAAAAAACAAAACAAAAAAAUUGCUCUGGAUUGUCUGAAUGUCAGAACUCUUGACUGUUUAACACUUGAACUUUUUUAAUAUUAUAAAUAAAAGUAAGAAAUGAC